AUGAAGACGUUCGUCAUUCUCUCUGCGCUCAGCGCGGCCAUUAGCCCGGCUUUCGCGAGCGUGCUCGCUCGUCAGUCCAAGGGAAAGCUGCCUCCCGUCGAAGUGCGCGGUAACGCCUUCUUCGCAGGCGACUCACGUUUCUACGUGCGUGGUGUUGCCUACCAGCCAGGUGGCGCGGCAGAUGCGAAGGACCCUCUGCUUGACCUUGAGGGCCUGAAGCGCGAUGUCGCCAACUUCAAGGAUCUUGGCAUCAACACGAUCCGUGUCUACACGAUUGACAACUCAAAGAACCACGAUGAGGGUAUGAAGAUGCUCGACGACGCUGGUAUCUACCUGGCACUCGAUGCCAACACCCCGGACUACUCUCUCAACCGUGAGACCAACGCCACUCUCCACCGCUCGUACAACGACGUCUACCUCCAGUCCGUCUUUUCUACGAUCGAUGCUUUCCACAACUACAACAACCUUCUUCUCUUCUUCUCUGGCAACGAAGUCAUCAACCAGCGCAACAACACUGGCGCCGCCACCUACAUCAAGGCCGUCACCCGCGACAUGAAGCGCUACAUUGGCAACAAGUCGCCCCGUACCAUCCCUGUCGGUUACUCCGCCGCCGACGUAUCGGAGAACAUUGAGCAGCAAGCUCUCUUCUUCAACUGCGGCUCCGACGAUGAGCGCUCCGACUUUUUCGCUUUCAAUGACUACUCCUGGUGUGACCCCUCCAGCUUCACCAAGUCCGGCUGGGAUCAGAAAGUUAAGCUCUACGAAGACUACAGCAAGCCCAUUUUCCUCUCCGAAUAUGGUUGCAUCACCAACCGCCGCGAUUGGGGCGAGGUCGCUGCUUUGUACUCCACCAACAUGACUGGCGUCUACUCUGGCGGUCUAGCUUACGAAUACACUGUUGAGCCCAACGGCUACGGUCUCGUCGAGGUCGCUUCCAACGGCAAGAUUGAGCCCAACGAAGACUUCGAUCGUCUGAAGGAAGCUUUCAAGGCCACCAAGAACCCAAGUGGUGACGGUGGUUUCAAAUCCAGCGGCUCUGCUUCCGAAUGCCCUUCUGCAUCCGAGGACUGGGAGGUCGCCACCACCGUUCUGCCUGCCAUGCCCGCCAAGGCUGAGAAGUUCAUGGAUGACGGUGCUGGUACUGCCCCUGGUCUCGCUGGUGAUGGCUCGCACUUUGCUGGUGAGCCGUCCGAGUCUACUGCUGAAGCUGGCUCCGGCAGCCCCACUCGCUCUGCUAGCCCAAGUGGAAGCGGUAGCAGCGGUCCCGCCACUGGUGCUGCUAGUGCUCUUGACGUACCCCUCAAGAUGAUGAGCGUAGUCGGUGCUGGUGUCCUAUUCGGCGCUGCUCUCCUCUUCUAA
Ascochyta rabiei is the source of this 1359-nucleotide messenger RNA. RefSeq lists its product as uncharacterized. The transcript has 2 exons. The record is from RefSeq and is a predicted model, not a curated record. The coding region runs from base 1 to 1359 and encodes 452 amino acids. Lineage: Eukaryota; Fungi; Ascomycota; Dothideomycetes; Pleosporales; Didymellaceae. Gene Ontology annotation, molecular function: 1,3-beta-glucanosyltransferase activity. Gene Ontology annotation, cellular component: fungal-type cell wall; cytoplasm. Gene Ontology annotation, biological process: fungal-type cell wall (1->3)-beta-D-glucan biosynthetic process.